CUUUCAACUAAGUUACAAGAUCGCAAGAUGAUUAAAAUAGCGACUUUAAUUUUAUCCGCGUUUUUAUCAGCGGGCUCAGUUAAUGGAACAUUUAAUUUUGUUGCCCGUGACGAACUGUAUAAAUACACCAGAGUAGCUACAAGUACCGACGGAGAACCCUGUUUAGGAGGCUGCUCACCAAUCACCAAAGAGUGUGUGGUGAACUGGAGAUGGACCAAAAAACCAUGUGUCACCGAAAACCGACCAGCUCCAAUAUUCUUCACCGCCCGAUCUAGAGACCCGAGCAACAAUCAAUGUUGGGGCAACUGUGGCAAAUUCGGCAACAUCUACGAGUGGUGUGUGACAUCAGCUAAUAACGAAUGGGAUUUCUGCAGUUCAAAGGUCAGAGGAACAACCACUCCCACGGGAAGAAGCCUCGUCGAUACUUAUACAGCAAGAAGCAAAUUGUGUCAAAGCAGCUGCGAUUAUGAUCCCAAAUCUGGUUAUACCUGCUAUUUUAGAUCCAAACUCUGGGCUCAUUGCGCUAAACAAGCCAUAACUCGAGUACCCACUCUACCGCUGGAUUUCAAAACUGGACCAUCUGACAAAAGAAGCUGUAAGGCGUUUAUGAACAACUUGAUUAAAGAAUCAUUCAACGCGAGUAAUUUUGAAACAGCGCAUGCCUCUGACGGGUACAUCCAAGACGUGGCCAAUGAAAUUGAAACCGCUAUCAAAGGUGCAGCAGAUACAGGUGUUUUCGUUUCAAACAAUAAAAAAUUUGACCCUGUAUACAGUUACACGAUGGCUAAUGUUAUUCUAGCAAAUGGAAGUAGCGUGCCAGUUACGGCUGUAAUACGUGCAAAGGUAACUAGUAAGACGAUAAAGAAACUUGAAAAUUUGUUAGAUCUGAGAUCUAGUUUUCCUGACAAUCUCGAGGACCUUUCUGAUUGGAGUAUUAUUGGUUAUGAACUUGGUGGUUCUAGUGACAGUUAUAACGUUGUUCCUCAGUCGUCUGGUUUUACUCAUGAGUGGCUUUUGGUAGAAGAAGCUAUAAAAGAGUGGACAAGUGAUACUAAUGGGUCAGUAGAUAUGCUCAUUGUAGUUUUCUAUAGGGAUGUGCAGUCAAUUAUUCCGAAAGCAUUUGGUGUGGUUUUAUCAUUUAACAACCCGGACGGUACUCCUUUUGUCUCGUGUAAGGAUACUAUUUAUUGGAAUAACUAAACUAUUAUAUGAGAUUAAUAUUGAUGUAUUUUUUGUACUCAUGGCGUUAUUCAAAAUAAUCUGAUUUCAUUUUUGCACUAAUUUGAUACCUUUUGUGGCGUAAAAUACCUAGUUUUAAUAAACAUAAGAUAUUUAAUUAAA
Messenger RNA from Ostrinia nubilalis (European corn borer), 1341 nucleotides. RefSeq lists its product as uncharacterized. Bases 28 to 1200 code for a protein of 390 amino acids. The record is from RefSeq and is a predicted model, not a curated record. The transcript has a single exon. NCBI's taxonomy places the organism in Eukaryota, Metazoa, Arthropoda, Insecta, Lepidoptera, Crambidae.